CAAGGGCUCCAAAUAUCACGUGUUAUCCGUUCGCAGUUUCCACGUGGCCGCGGUAUAACAUGGAAGAUAUGCCACCGGGGUCCCUUGGUGUAUAGGCUACUGCGAAGUGACGAAGCCGUCUAGUAAGCCUGCAAAUUGGAAAGCGCCUGUGCCUCUCUUAAGUCACGCUGAAUAUUGUUGCGAACUGCUUUCCGCAACAACUGCUGUUACAAAAGCAAGCAGAACGUAAUUGUGAUCAUAAGAUAGACUACUUGGCGGUGUUGUAAACAUGCAGGUCUUCCUUAGCUUCCGCUCAGUUGGACUGAAUACCGACAAGUACAGUUCGCGCUAUACAAAUUAAGUCACCGUCGGUAUUCGGAGUGGUUAGAGCCAUGCCGAACUACGUAUUAAGCCUGCUCUUUAUCGCACUGUGUGUCUGGGAAACUAUUGUGGCGGGAUCUCCGACCAAGUGCGACCCCAGUCAGUGUAGCUUGCGCGACAAUUGCUUGUGCCCGGGCACGCGACCGCCGGCGAACCUGAGCGCCAGCAGCAUGCCCCAGUUCGUCAUGCUGACCUUCGACGACGCAGUCAACGAUCAAAAUAUGGACUUCUACCGUCAGCUGCUCGGCCCGGGAAGGCGCCGGAAUCGGGCCAACGGCUGCAACUUGGCCAUCACGUUGUUCGUGUCGGCCGGUUACACCGACUUCUCGUUCGUGCACGAACUGCACAGCGUGGGCAGCGAGAUCGCUAUCCACUCCAUCACGCACCUCGACAACCGGAGCCACUGGCGCACGCUGGACGUCGCCGGCUGGGAGGCGGAGUUCGUGGGCGACCGCGAGCUGCUGCGCGACUACGCGUUGAUCCCCGAACGCGACAUGGUGGGAGCAAGGGCGCCCUUCCUGGAGGUGGGCAACGGAGAAGCGUACGACAUGAUGCAGAAGAAUGGAUUCGUCUACGACUCUUCCGUAGAAAUCGAUUACAUGAACGAGCCCGACAAGCUGCCCUUCUUCCCGUACACGCUGGACUACGGCCUGGGAAUCGAGUGCAUGGUGCCGUCAUGUCCUAACGGUAUCCACCGGGGCUUGUGGCUGGUGCCGCUCAACUACCUCUAUGGGACGACCUUGCGCGGCGACGGAUCGCGCGCGCUCGGCAGCAGCUGCCCCAUGCCCGACAUGUGUAUUCCGCAACCCACCACGGAGGAGGACACGCUGGAUUUCCUCAGGUCCAAUUUCGAGCGGUACUACCACACCAACAGGGCUCCGUUCCCGGUGUUCACCCACGAAACCUGGCUGUGGAAUCCGGGGCGCAGGCAGGGUUUCCUUGCCUUCGUCGACUGGCUCCUGACCAUGGACGACGUGUUCAUCGUCACCGUGGACGAAGUGGUGCGGUUCAUGCGCGACCCCAAGCCCCUCGGCGAGUACGUGCAGACCAGCUGCUCGAGAGCCUCGGAGUUCCGGCGUUGUCCCCAAGUCUACUCGUGUUCGUUUCCCCGUGCGCCGAUCAGUAAAACCCGGAAGCUCAUCGGCUGCAGACGGUGUCCAGGAAGUUACCCGUGGUUACGGGACGUCGUGCGAACAGCGAACGAUGACGCACGAGUAGCCUGGAAACAGUACUUUGACGCCGGCUGUGUUCUUCUGUUCUGCUCGACAGUCGUCGUCUGUCUCUGCGUUGCUGCGAAGCGGUUCGGGCGUCGUAAGACGCACUUCGUUUAGCGCGUCUACCUUCCCGCUUAGUCGUCGGAUUUCGAGUUUGCCCGAUGCCUGAAUUGUAUCUGUCGACGCUAAUAAAUUUGAGACCGGUCAUUAA
Dermacentor silvarum is the source of this 1785-nucleotide messenger RNA. RefSeq names its product chitin deacetylase 1-like. Bases 372 to 1691 code for a protein of 439 amino acids. The record is from RefSeq and is a predicted model, not a curated record. The transcript is spliced from 5 exons. Gene Ontology annotation, biological process: carbohydrate metabolic process. Lineage: Eukaryota; Metazoa; Arthropoda; Arachnida; Ixodida; Ixodidae.